Lindgomyces ingoldianus is the source of this 483-nucleotide messenger RNA. RefSeq lists its product as uncharacterized. Lineage: Eukaryota; Fungi; Ascomycota; Dothideomycetes; Pleosporales; Lindgomycetaceae. Bases 1 to 483 code for a protein of 160 amino acids. The transcript has 8 exons. The record is from RefSeq and is a predicted model, not a curated record.
AUGGAUAGUCUCUUGCUUAUUUUUUUCGAACUAUGGUCUUCCUUCAAGAAGGAAGCGUCAAGAAGCCUUAAGGCAUCUCUCAUAGCUGACUCAAAAGCAAACAGGAAUGGCAAGAGUAAAGACACCAUUGUCGAAAUGAGCUGGGAUUUAGGCGUUUUAUGCAUUAAUAGUGACGUUCACCUUUCAGUUGUGCCGCGCGGUAUUCGAAUAGGGUACAAGAGCGUUGUGAUUUUCGCCUCCGCGGGAUUCCUGUCAACCGAGCUAGAGGAUGCUAGAAGUGAAGGCCUCAUGAUAAAAGGGGUAUCGCAGCAAUUGUUCAAUUCUCCUAUCAACACGCGACUGCCGAAUCUCCCUUCCCUAACGAGCCUAGCAGCCAACGAAACGUCAGGAAGUCUGUUGACCUCACGCCCCAAGAUGCACUCCAAAAUCGUCGCUACCGCCUACUUCAAAACCACACCAGGGUAUAUCGGAAAGAAACCGUAA